AUGAAUCUCUGCUCAAACUGCUACGGCGAUCUCUGCCUCAAACAACAACAACAAGCCUCCAUGAAAUCAACCGUCGAAUCCUCUCUCUCCGCCGCAUCUCAUCCUCCUCCGUCUUCGGUAACCGAAUCAAUCUCCUCCUCCUCGUCAACGACGAUCGUACCAACGGAAUUACAGAUCCCGGCGACGACAACGGAGGAGAAACAGCAGCAGCCGCCGCAACGGCCGAAUCGGUGCACGGCGUGUAGGAAACGGGUCGGGUUAACCGGAUUCAUGUGCCGGUGCGGGACGACUUUCUGUGGGACCCAUAGGUACCCGGAGGUUCACGGAUGCACGUUCGAUUUCAAAUCGGCGGGUCGUGAGGAGAUCGCGAAGGCUAACCCUUUGGUUAUAGCCGCGAAGCUAAACAAGAUAUGA
Messenger RNA from Arabis nemorensis, 414 nucleotides. NCBI's taxonomy places the organism in Eukaryota, Viridiplantae, Streptophyta, Magnoliopsida, Brassicales, Brassicaceae. The record is from the annotation of a GenBank genome assembly.